Coregonus clupeaformis (lake whitefish) is the source of this 6129-nucleotide messenger RNA. Its product is annotated as myosin phosphatase Rho-interacting protein. The record is from RefSeq and is a predicted model, not a curated record. The transcript is spliced from 23 exons. Gene Ontology annotation, molecular function: actin filament binding. Gene Ontology annotation, cellular component: actin cytoskeleton. NCBI's taxonomy places the organism in Eukaryota, Metazoa, Chordata, Actinopteri, Salmoniformes, Salmonidae. Gene Ontology annotation, biological process: actin filament organization. Bases 120 to 5597 code for a protein of 1825 amino acids.
GGGAAGAGCUCAAAGCGCAUAGGAUUUGACAGAUGUUCGAAACGGAUAAACUGCCCCGCAAAGAAGAGAGUAUUGGCGAGCAUUUCGGAUUUACAUAGUAGUAGCCUAUAUACGACAAAAUGUCUGGACAAAAUAGUGCGAAUCCGUGUAAUAAAUUCCAAGCCAACAUUUUUUAUAAAAGUAAAUGUCAGAACUGCUUCAAGUCUCAGGAGCUGCAUCUUCCGACUGAUCAUUGUAAGGACCAGGCCAAACCCAUCUAUGGAGGCUGGCUCUGCUUGGCUCCUGAGGGGACAGACUUUGACAAUCCAAUUCAGAGGUCAAGGAAAUGGCAGCGUCGAUUCUUCAUCCUGUAUGAACAUGGCAGCUUGAGCUUUGCACUGGACAAGUUGACAAGCACUCUGCCACAAGGCACAGUGAACAUGAAUCUGUGUACAGAGGUGAUUGACGCAGAGCCUAAGACAGGCCAGAAGAACGCUUUGUGCGUCAUCACACCUGAACAGGAGUUGUUUAUCCGAGGGGAGAACAAGGAGAUCAUCAAUGGCUGGAGUGAACAACUAGUUGUUUACCCACAGACCUAUAAGCAGAAUCAGAAGAAGAAACGUAAAGUAGAACCCACUACUUCCCAGGAGCCCAGCCCAGCAAAGAUGGCUGCCACUGAGCCCAGUUUCUCAGUCAUGGAAAGUGGUGACCCUCGCUCCAGCCUGUGGCAGGGAGAGCGGCCUGGUGGGGGUCCGGAUGCGGCCCCUGUCUGGACUGUGACAGAUACUGAUCCCCCGGGCCUGGACGAGACCCCUGCAGGUCAUGAUUCCCUCUACCUCCCUUCAGCCUCCAGUGACUCCCUGACCUUUGACAGUAGUCUGCGACUCUACAACGGCUCCUGUAUCAGUAGCUCUGUGAGUUCCCUGGACUCUGUGGCUAGCGAGGGGACUGACACCAGCAGCGACAGCCAGCCCACAGAGCCUACGCCAUACAGAGGCCUCCCACCUGCCAACAAGAACAACAGGGCAGAGAGAAGCUGUUACAAUGAGCCAGGGAAGGCUGGGAAGAGUGCUGUGGGAGAGGACCUGGGUCAGGCUGGAUCCAGGAAGGGCAGGAGUGAAGCUCGCAGCAACCAGAGAGAGAAACUGCAGUCGUGUGGAGAUCUAAGCCCAGGUCAACUCACCAUCCCUCCUCCUCAGAGAAGAGCUAAGUCACUGGACCGCAGGACCUCGGAGUCUGUCAUGACUCCUGAUUUGCUGAACUUCAAGAAAGGGUGGAUGGUGAAACUGGAUAAAGGGGAUCAGUGGAGGAAAUACUGGUUUGUGCUGUCAGCUGACAGUCUGAGGUACUACAAGGAUUCCCUUGCAGAGGAGAACUCAGAUCUGGACGGGGAGAUUGACUUGACCAAGUGUCAUAAUGUCUCAGAGUACCAGGUCCAGAGGAACUACGGCUUUCAGAUCCAUACCCAGAAGUGUGUCUUUACUCUGUCAGCCAUGACUGCAGGGAUACGGAGAAACUGGAUCCAGGCCCUCAUGAAGAAUGUCCAUCCAUCUAACGCUCCUGAUGUAGCCAGCAGCUUGCCAGUCCAUAGUAUCCCCUGCAGCCCAUCAGAGUCCCUGGCCCUCCCUAAGCCAGAUGUGACCCAGGACUCCUCCCCCUCCUCUGAGGUCCCUACAGAGAGAGUCCAGGGGCCCAAACAGAGCCGCAUCCGUGAGAGGAGACGCGAAGGGCGCUCCAAGACCUUUGACUGGGCUGAGUUCAGGCCUAUGGUCCUGCUAGCCUCUGAGCAGGAGGUGCAGCAGGAGGAGACAAAGGAGCCUCUUCAGAUGGAGGUAGGGGACCUGGAGAGGAAGAGGAGGCGAGAGGAGAGGAGGAGGAGGUAUGACAGCAUGCUAGGCUUCCCUAUGAGAGACAUCAGUCCCAGUUCACCCAGGACUCACCAGAGGGUGCAGAGGGAGAUUGAACAAUGCUGGCAGCAGGUGGAGAGGACUGCCUAUAGACAGGAGAAGACUGUUCCAUUGUACACUGAGUCCAAGGGCAAGGAUAAAGAGGAUAUGGGGAUUCUACUGGAGACCUACAACAGGAGGGUUGAGGAGUUGAAGGGCCAGUUGGCAGAGUCGGACCAUUGCAGGCUUGAGCUGGAGGCUCAUUUGAGCACUGCAUUAGGACGUCAGCAUCAUGCCUCCCUGCCGCUUGAGGCCCUGUUGUGCCCAGAAGCUGAUCUUCCCUCUUUGAAAAGCCUGACUGACAUGUACAGGGAGACCAGAGAGCUCCUCCAGCAACAGGAGCUGAAGAGACAGAACAUACAGGAGCAGCUUGGCCUGUCCCUGUCAUCAGGCCCUCUGGAGAAACACAGCUCCCCUGGAACUCACCCAUCACCACCACCCAGCAUCUGGCUGCAUGGUACCGAGGGAUACCUCCAGGAGCUGGAGAAUCUGUUCCCUGACUGCUCUAUAUCAGUAAACACACCUGUCAUGUCACCAACCUCAGACACAGAACUCUCAUCUGACUCUGUGCCUCAGAAUGGAAGUGAGAACAGAGGGCCUAACUCGGGCAGUGAAACCAGCUCUCAGAGACAGUUUGAAAACGGAAGCCAUCAACAGACAUCGAUUCCAGAAUCGCACACAAAGAGUUGUGCAUGGAGCCCAGAUUCACUGAGCAUGGAGGAAACUCAGGAAAGCGCAAACAGCAUGACAAUAGACAACCUGCUAUGCUCUGAGACACCCAGGCCCACAGAGGAGUACGUAGACCCAGACCAGGCCAUCGUGAUGAGGAGACUAUCCCAGGAGGUAGAGCUGCUCAGCAGCCAGAACGAGGCCCUCAACCAGCGCAACCAGGAGAUGCUCAACCAGCUGACAGAGGCAGACAGAGAGAUAGAGAGACUGAAAGCAGAGCUUAUCACUCAGUACAGUGGGCCCCAGUUCCUCCCUGAGGCGGAGCAGCACAGCCAGGCCAAAGUGGAGGGCCUGGAAAAGGAGCUGCGCAGGAGAGAUCAGCAACUCCAGGAGGCCCAGUCCCUACUAGCCUCAAUGGACCAGCAUCUGAAGGAGACAGAGGUACAGCUGCAGCUCAGGAAGGUCACUUUCAAAGGCCUGGGCUUCCCAGCAGAAGAGGAGGAGGAAGAGGAGGAUGAAGAGGAGGAAGCUGGGGAGGAGAAUAUCAACACACACCACCUUGGAGAGAAGGAGCGGGAACACCUUCAACAGUGUCUGCAGGCCAUGGAGGCCAAGCAAUUAGAGCUAGAGAGACAGCUCCAGCACACAGAACAGACUUGCAGGGAGCUGCAGACCCACAACACUGAACUCAGAGAGGCUGAGAGGUUGUACACCCAGAGAGCCAUGGAGGCAGAGGCUGACAUCGUAAGGUUUAAUGAGGAAGUAGAGAAGGUAAGGACGGUGGAGAAAGAAAGUGGAUUGAGGUGUAGCAGUGAAGGCAAAUGGCAGGAGGAGGUAAUAUUGGUUUCAGGUGAAGAAAGGGUUCAGCAAGUGGUGGAAGGGAUAAUGUUGAUGUCCAGAACCUUAGGGAGAGUAGCGCAGGUGAUUGACAGGUCAGAUAUGAAUGUGGUAAAGGUGCCAUUAGAUAGAAAGUGUUUGGAGGUGAACCAGACAGUAGUCAGGCAGUUUCACUUAGAGGAGGAGUUUUGGGGAAGGCUGUUGAACAGUUUGAAGGUCAACCCAUCUCAGUCCAAUGAGGAUAAACUCACAGAUAUGAUUCUAAGUCAGAUUUUAGAACAGAUGGUAGUGGAAAAGCAAAUGCUCCUCCUAGCUCAUAGUCUUUUCUCUCAUAAUAAGAAAGAUUUAAACACAGACACUGGAGGCCUGGACAGGAUGAAUAUAUGCAGGUCUUUGAGAGACCUGGACAUAAUUGGAAACAUAGCAGGUGAAACAGGUUCAGAAAUGAAAGAGGAUGAUGAGAGGAUAUCGAAUGUGUACAACCAGCAUAAUGACACUGAUGACUUCAUAAGCCGACAUUUCACAGAGAUCACACAGGAGAGAAUUUUCCUGCUCAACCAAAUCGCCUCCUCAGUCGGAGCCUCAGCCAAUGAUGAGCUCCAGUCCCUGGCACAAAGACUUUGUCAUUUCCACAAUGUAAAUGAGCCCCGGUUAGCUUCCAUACACUGCACCGCCAUGGAAGCCUUCUCAUCCUAUCGUCUCAGUAGGCUUAACACUCUACACAAGAGCCAACUUCAAGAGACUCAACAGGGACUGCUCAUUGCUUCUCCUUUGAUGUGUAGCAGAUGUGCUGGGCUGCUGAGUGAAAACCAGCAGCUUGGGGCCAGACUGUCAGACCUGGAGAGACAGUGGAGUUCCUCAGUGGGAUUAGGGAUGACCACCCUGAGGCAGGGAGAACACAUAGACUCACAGCAAACAGACACAAAGCUACUAGACACUGCAAGUGAGCAGAAGACAGAGACGCCUGCAAUAAAUGCUGCAGGUAAAAUGGAGGUGGAAAGCCCAAACCAGGGAGUGACUGCAGUAGAGGAAGUGUGCAGGGUUAGAAGGUGUGCGGAAGUGGUGGAGGGUGACUACCUGACCAACAGCAUGGAGAGUCCAAUGAUAAAGGUGGAGAGUAAGCUAGAUGAGGUAGAGAAAGGAAUCCAGGAAGUUGAUACUGAUAAGGAUGUAGAGGAGAGGAGCACUGCUGAACCCCAUGAAGAAGCAAACACUCUGGGGGAAGAGGAGCUGGAGAUUGUGUUAUCAUCACUGAGAGGUCGUGUGAAGGAUCUGGAGGAGCAGCUGUCUGUCAUGGCCGACAUUAAAGCAGAGCAUGAUGGGAGAAUGGCAUCUCUCCAGCUGAAACAUAAGGAGGACAUAGAAAAGCUAAAGGCAACAUAUGAGCAUGGCUUUGUCACCAUGGAGGAGUCCCAGCAGAGGAUCCUGGGGGAGCUGCAACACAGACACCAGCAGGACCUGCAGCGCCUGCAGAUAGACACAGACAGACUGCUGGAGGAGGAGACGGCUGCCACUAUCACAGCAAUUGAAGCAAUGAAGAACGCUCACCGUGCCGAACUCAAGAGAGAAUUACAGAGGGCAUGCCAUGAAAACAACAAUGCAGGAGACGUGAAUCUUGGAGAAAUAUGCAGGCAACACAGUGAGGAGCUGGCCUCCUGUCACAGGGAGCUGGAUGUGUUGUCCCAGCAGUACUCUCUAAAGUGUCUGGAGAGCUCCCAUUUAGGUCAGGCCCUGGAGGCAGAGAGACAGGCUCUGUGUCAGUGUCAGCAGGAGAACCAGGACCUCAGGACUCGCAACCAGGAGCUGAGUGGCCAUCUAGCUGCAGAGAUCACCAGACUGUGCUCUCUGGCUAAGCAGGACGCCUUCCCUCUUAGUCAGGAGAGAGAUGUGUAUGAGCUGGAGAUCACCCUGCGUGUGAAGGAGUCAGAGGUGCAGUGCCUCAAGCAGAAGAUCACCUCGCUCAAGGACGAACUCCAGACAGCCCACAGGGAUAAGAGGUAUGCGACAGAGACGUACAAGGACAUCUACACAGAGCUGAGCAUCAUGAGGGCCACGGCAGAGAGAGACCUGGGACAGCUCAGGGAGAACCUGAGGCUGGCCCACAAAGCACUGGGAGAGCUCUCACCUGCAGUGUACACAGAUAAUAAUGAGUAUCAAGGAAGGUAACUGGUGCUGAACAAAGAAGAGACACAACGCACAACAUGGAUUGUUCAUCAGUCUAUCCAUGUUUACACCAUUUAGCACUUAGAGAUCCAAAGUUAUAUUGUCAAACAUUUUAUGUCCUAUCUACCGUUUCUAUACUACAGAAUUUUUAAAGCGCAUUAUUUGAGGAUUCUGUAUUUUUACAUCAUUGUAUCUAAACGCACUCUACUAUUUAGCCUGUCUACGUUUGUAAUGCCGAUUAACAUUUAUUUCAUGACGUUUGUAAAAUGUAUAGAAUUAUUACACUGCUAUGUCCAAUCCAGUUACUGAAUGAGGAUAUUUCUAAAGACAACUCAGAUUAAGUUUGCCUUUCUUCCCUGUGAAAUACAAGAACAAUUAUUUAUGUACUGUCUGAGUCUAUAAUGUAAAAGUAUUAUUUGUUUGUGUAUGGGUGGUUUUCUUUGGAGGCGUUUAUCUUGGUCCUGCUAGUACCCAUUUUGCUGUUCUUUAUUCCAUGUCAAGUGAUCUAAUUAUAAAUUAAAUGUAUUUAUUUUUA